AUGUUUGGGCCGGGGAGGGUUGAAACAUACAUUAGGCAUGAUGUGAUUUUAGAGAUGUUGAAUAGUGAAGAGCUUGACAUCAGUUGUAUACUUUGGUAUCAAAUAGUGCUACAUUCCAUUCUUGCAACAAAUGGGGUUAACAGAUGUGCAUUUAUAAACCCACAGUCGAUCACCGAAACAGUAUGUGUCCAUGAUGAGCAGGACAAGACUAACCAACACAACAAUCGUGUUGCAACUGAGAUCGCUGAAACAAUGAAUUUCCAUCAAGAAAAAGACUUUUUUCUUGCCCCAUAUUGGCAAAGUCGACAUUGGUUGCUGCUUGUGAUUUGCCCUUAUCAACGCACUGGUUACAUUUUGGAUUCCAUCAAGAAGGCUGUUGAAAUGUUUAAUGAAGAUUUUGAAACAUCACAUCCAAUGACAUGGACGAUUGCUGAUUGCAACCAACAAUCGUCUAAUUGGGAAUGUGGCUAUUAUGUGUUGAAAUGGAUGCGUGAAUUUGUCAUGUAUCGGCAAUAUGCAUUCCCGAAUAACCUUUGGAAUGAUAUAAACCCCAUUCCUGAAAAGUUGUUGGACGAUGUGGUCAAUGCGUGGAUGACUACUUUUCAAAGUAAAUAUAUGAAAUGAAGCUUGUGUUUAAUGGUUAGUUCUAUUUUCUACACUUGUUAUUAUUGGAUUUAUUUUGAUUAACCUUCUAUGGUUUAAACAAAGUCAUGUAUCAUAUGCUUUGUUUUUACACAUAAAAAUAUAAAAUCUUGACUCAUCUUUACUUUUGGUUCUUGAUUAGCUUUUCAUUGCUGAUGGUUGGUUCGAGUCCACUUUGAAUAAUGGAGCCACAGUAAUCGAAAAGGUGCAAAAAGACAGAAGAAGUUUCUUUGUUUUUUUACCUUUUUUAGGUGUCAUAGGUUUGUAAUGAAAACAAUUGUCCUUCUCCUUUGUCGUUUGAGUCUAGCAUGAUUGUGUCUUAGUAUUUUAUUUUUAACUACUAUUUUGUUAUAGUUACUUUUUAUUAUUUGGAAUGACCAAUUAUUAU
Molecule: messenger RNA, 1030 nt
Organism: Lactuca virosa
Lineage: Eukaryota; Viridiplantae; Streptophyta; Magnoliopsida; Asterales; Asteraceae
Source: the annotation of a GenBank genome assembly